This is a messenger RNA of Pichia kudriavzevii, 1623 nucleotides long. RefSeq lists its product as uncharacterized. NCBI's taxonomy places the organism in Eukaryota, Fungi, Ascomycota, Pichiomycetes, Pichiales, Pichiaceae. Gene Ontology annotation, molecular function: calcium channel activity. The record is from RefSeq and is a predicted model, not a curated record. The coding region runs from base 1 to 1623 and encodes 540 amino acids. Gene Ontology annotation, biological process: calcium ion import across plasma membrane. The transcript has a single exon.
AUGAUGGCGCAUAUGCUAAAUCAUUGGACUUUAAUAUUCCUUUUAUUUAACAGCUUCUUCACUCUAGCAGUGGAGCUGGGUAACUUAAGUGGGAGCUCACUUAAUACAUUAUUUAGUGCGACAAUAGAUCACAAUAUAGAUGAUGAGUACAAGUCCACAGAUAUUGUCAACUCAUAUAUACUUGCAGAGUCUGUUCCUGUUAAAGACAAUAUCCCAUAUGGAUCGAUGCUUGGCUAUCGAUUCAAGCCUAAUAUGAGUGCUGAGUUUACACACUCUUACCAAAUUAUUAUUUACUUAUCAGCUUCACUUUGCCAGUUGCCAGUCAAUUGGAACACCUCUAUUUCAAACAAUGGUUUGACUUUGUAUUAUACGUUUAAUGAGACAAUAGCAAAUAAUACAGACUUUAAAAAUAUGGAGAAAGUCGAUUUUCAAGGUGGCUAUGCAAGUGCAAUUGCGGAAACGGAAAUUAUCUCCACUGAUAGUGAUUACAUGUUAUAUUUGAUGAUUCAGCCCCAACAAUGUAACAACUGUACAGCUGAGGAUAUUUGGGUAUAUGAAUUUGCUGCAUCUCAAAGAAAAGUUAUGUUCCUCUAUGAUACAGAACCCAGGAUUUCAGUUCUAGAUGUUGAUUACGAAGCUGCGAUUUUUCAGACAGGCGACAUUCCCUUUGGGCAAAAUAGUUCAUAUAGUCUCUAUUUAUUUAAAGAUGAAUAUCCUAUACCUAUUGGUCUCAAUCAGUCAUGGUGUGCAAUUAGUGAAAACCAACAAUAUGAUAAAAAAAUUAGUGUCAAUGAAUCUCUAGUUUCUAGUUUAAAAAACGCAUUUGUUGUCUCUGAUCUAGAUAUAGCCAAGACUUACACAGGAGUUUUGGUUAUUACCAAUGACAUCAUCCCGUAUGGAGGAGGUAUUUUUGAGCCAUUUGUCUUUACAAUGUCCAAAACACGAUCUUGUAAGCUGGCGUAUGGCCUAGAGUUCUGUGAUGAGGUGGCUUAUGCUGUUCCAAUAUCGGAGUCUUACUUGUACGGUAAGGAAUCAUGGUCAGAAUUUGUUUCCAGUUAUGACAAUUAUUCCGAAAGUUUAUAUCAGCCCUUUGAAUAUGCACUACAGCAAGUGGCCUGUGAUACAGAGCUUGAUGCAAGAUAUUCUCCUAUUCGAACAUGCAAUGAUUGCAAAUAUUCAUAUAAACAAUGGUUAUGUGCAGUCACCAUUCCAAGGUGUGUUUCUUCGUUGAAUUCGGGAGUAUUCAACCUAAAUUACACAGCUGAACAAGGAAGAAAUGAAUAUAUUGCAGAACACAUAAAGCCUCCGCUUCCUUAUAGUGAGAUUCUUCCUUGUUUGAACGUCUGUCAGGCAAUUGUUCGUGAUUGCCCUGCGGAUUUUGGUUUUGGAUGUCCCAAAACCCCUGAACUGGUGCAGUUGAGCUAUGGUGACCAAGAGUUAUUAAAAGGUAAUUCAGAUGCUGAUGAUACUGAUGAUGACGAAAGUAAUGCAAUAGCAGAGCUUGUCAGAGAAACACUUUCCGAUGGUAGUAUUCAGACUUAUCGACUUUGUAACUACUUAGGCGUUUCGAACAUCUAUACUUCUUCUUCCUCUGCAGAGGCAACCUCUUCGGCAUCAACUUAG